Talaromyces amestolkiae is the source of this 2403-nucleotide messenger RNA. RefSeq lists its product as uncharacterized. The transcript has 5 exons. The record is from RefSeq and is a predicted model, not a curated record. Bases 1 to 2403 code for a protein of 800 amino acids. NCBI's taxonomy places the organism in Eukaryota, Fungi, Ascomycota, Eurotiomycetes, Eurotiales, Trichocomaceae. Gene Ontology annotation, molecular function: NADP binding; oxidoreductase activity; NAD binding.
AUGCAGUCGCCAAACGUCAAGCCCGAGCAAGCCUCGGCAGAGUCCAUAGGGGGACUCAACCACACGAUGGAUCCGAUGGACAUGUCCAACCCUCACCAUAACGGAAACGUGGUCGCUGGAACAAAACGUAAAAUCAACAGCGCAAGCCCUCGCGGGGUGGCCAACUUGACUCCGGAGCAACUAGCCAGAAAACGCGCAAAUGAUCGGCAAGCGCAACGAGCGAUACGGGAGCGUACAAAGGCCCAGAUUGAGGCAUUGGAGCGGCGAGUGCAUGAAUUGACAUCUCAGCAGCCGUACCAGGAUAUACAGAAUUUGGUUUCGGAAAAGGAGAGGAUCAUGAGAGAGAAUCAAGAUAUCAAGCGCCGGUUGAGCGCUAUGAUGAACAUACUGCAGCCAUUGAUGGAUAGAGAUGACAUGCCAACAAUAUCGCCAACGAAUUCUCAGUUGGCUAUGACAACAGCACCACUUGCAAACAACUCCGCGAUACCACCUACGAACGCCGGACCGAUCCCCGCGGAAACGACACAUCCAUCCCCAUUCACCGAUCGAAGUCACGACACACCUGUCAGCUUAGAGUCCCACCAGCUAGACCACUCAUGGAACGAGUCGAUUCCUGGAAACUUGUCUCCUACCAAUGUCGAACUCAAAUGCGCGCCUCGGCCGGAUGCUUUUGGCGAGAAACUCAUCUUGAAUUUUCUUCUCGAUAAUCCUCGACAGAUACCCAAGAUCAGAGACAUUCCCAAAUUGUCGGCGGAGCACAGUAGCAGUCCUGAGCCACCCAAACUCGAGUCUUCGUCGUCUACUGGGGCGGUUGCUGGCGCAGGAGCAGCGGCAAACGAUCAUCGCCAAGCACAUCUGAUAGCUGUGCAAAAUCUCAAACCUACAUGUCCACUUGAUUCUAUCUUCUUGGAUUUUCUCAAGAACCGACGCGGCGAGUUGUCGAGCGGUAUUCAACAACGAAUGGCCUACCCGAGCGUCUCAUCACUACUCAAUCCUACCGAAAACAGUACCUAUUCCUACUCUAUCAGCAAAGUAUUCAGCGAUAUCCUACGCACAUUUCCCGACAUAUCUUCUCUACCAGAACAAGUGGGCACGCUCUACACAAUGUUCCAAAUCAUGCGAUGGCAGAUCUAUCCCACGCAAGCGAAUUACGACCGGAUUCCGCACUGGCUCACACCACGACCCGCACAAUUGUUCAACCCCCAUCCAGCCUGGAUGGAUUACAUCCUAUGGCCCAAGGUCCGUGAUCGACUGUCCUACGCAUACCGCGACUAUCCCUUUGAGAAUUGGUUUGUGCCUUAUACGCGGACUAUAUCGUGUAAUUGGCCGUACGAGCCCACAGACUGCCUACUACAUAAUACAGACUCGGAUGAAUUGCUGAUCAACCCGGUGUUUGAGCGGCAUAUUCGCGAUUUGAAUAAUUGGUCUGUGGGGACGGAAUUUGCUGAGGCGUUUCCGGCGCUGGUGGACGCAUACGGCCUCGGCUCCAUGGGCCUCGCAAUGGCAAGCAAUCUCCAACGCCAUCUUUCCGCCAAACAAGGCCUGGGCCUGCUAUAUUCCAACCGCACGCUCUCCCGCGGCGAGCCCCUUCAACAACUCGGCGCAGUCCCCCAGCCGAACUUCGGGGAUCUCGUCUCCAAAUCAAACAUUAUCUUCACCAUGGUCUCUAACGACGCCGUGCUUGAGUCUCUAAUCAACGACGUACUCAAAAGCGGGGAGUCUCUCGACUCCAAAAUCUUCAUUGAUUGCUCAACCGUUCACCCUGCUACGAUCACGUCUAUUUCGUCUCAGCUAUCUUCUAAGAGUGCAUCGUUCCUCUGCGCCCCUGUCUUUGGCGGAAACCCCGUCGCAACAGCCGGAAAACUCGUCUUUGCGCUUGCCGGCGCAACGCCCGAAGUUCGUCAGAACAUCAUCAAACCCUUGAUCCAAGACGUAAUGGGCCGGAAAGUAAUCGACUGCGGCGAAGAUCCCGCCAAGUCGUCUCUGCUCAAAAUCGCGGGGAAUAUCGUUACUGUCUCGUUGAUGGAGACGGUUGGUGAAGCGCAGGUGUUUGCUGAGAAGACGGGGUUGGGUACAGGGGCGAUGGAGGAGUUGAUUGAUGAGGCUUUUGGGCCGAUUGCGGGGGGUUAUUCGAAACGACUAACGACAGGCGUCUAUGCGCCCCCCUUAACGAGCCGUCCCGGAUUCGGCGUCUCCCUCGCCAUCAAAGACGCAAAUCACGCAUUGAGCAUCGCAAAGGAUAACGGUGUUGAGCUGCCCUCUGUCGAAUUAGCACGAGACAAUAUGUCCUCCGCUCGAGAGUAUGCUGGUGAAUGUUUGGAUAGUUCGUCCAUGUAUGGCAUACUGAGGCAGAAGGCUGGAUUGGCGUUUUGGAAUGAAAAGAGUAGACAGGGCGGGAAAUAA